Molecule: messenger RNA, 569 nt
Organism: Cherax quadricarinatus
Lineage: Eukaryota; Metazoa; Arthropoda; Malacostraca; Decapoda; Parastacidae
Source: RefSeq, a predicted model, not a curated record
GCGCGGAGCCUGGUAGCCUGGUCUGGUGGACUAGGAAAGAGGGACCAGACCUUUACCGCGCUAGUGCAUCUCUGCUAACCAAAGCGUGAGGAUCUCGUUGGCUGCCGUCUAUCUGUCUGUCUGUCUCUCUCUCUUCUUGCCCGUCGCCCACUUUGUGCCGUGUUCGUGUGGAUUCAAAUAUUUCGUUAUUUAUAUAUAUAAACCAUGGAGGCCAAGAGACAUUUGCCUAGGCCUGUGAACCUAGAGGAGGCGGACGAUGGUGUGGUGGAGUUCUCACCGCUGAACCAAGAAGAGGAAGGUACUGUGACUAUCGAGGUACCCGUGGCUGAAGAGAGAGCAGCCUGGGGCUCCAAGAUGCAGUUUAUGCUCUCCUGUAUAUCACUCUCCGUGGGCCUCGGCAAUGUCUGGCGUUUUCCCUACCUGGUCCAGCAGGAUGGUGGAGGUAAGGAUGGCUACUCCAGGGAGCAGUUAAGUCAACUCAACAAUGAUUUGACGGUGGUGGGAGAGAGGUAAGUACUGUCUUGUGCUUAAAGAGGUCAAAUCAUAACUCCAGGUGCCGGUCGACAUUG